AUGUCGAAUGAUAGUGUAAAAGUUGAAUCCAAAUCUGAUGAUGAAAACCUGCUAAAAAUCGAAACUGAACAACGUAAAGAGGUGAUUGGUAAAGAAGAAUCGAGAGCUCAAGUUACAGUUAGGGUUAGUUCGUUUCGGCUUUUGCACCAUCGGUUAUCCUUUCUUGUUCGGCUAGAUAUAAAAGAAAGUAAGAAUGAAAUAACGGUUCAGCACCUAGUAAUCACCAAGCUGGUUGUUGAGGGAGUCAAAGAUUGGAUAAAUACCCAUUAUUCCUCAAUUGCAGUUAACAAUAGGUCGCAUGUCGAGAUUGAGUUAAAAUUUGGUCAAAUUGUUGAUAAAUAUACCAGAGUUCGGCUAUACGGGGGCAUGAGGGAUUCUCGUAUUGUCCGAAAGUCCUGGCAUUUUCACUUCCAGAUGGAAGUUGAUGAUUCAGCAUUCGAAAAAGCCAAAGAAUUCCUCAUUCACUUGCAAAAGGAGUCUAAUGAAAAGUUCAAGUCUUCCAUUCAUGAUUCAACUGAUUCGAUGUAUCAGUUACCUGAAAAGAGGGUGACGGUAUCCAAAGAUAGUUCAGGUAAAUUGGAAUAUAUUAGUAAGAAUAGGAUUUCAGAUUUAUAUAUUGUCAAUCCUUCCUCGAAAUAUGAUUUCAGAUUAUCCAUGUCUUUAAAACUUCCCCUUGAAAAGACUAUUGAUGUUUCCGGCAGUAUUCCGGAAUAUGAAAGAAUUAAAAGGAGACGUACAUGGGUUCAAAAGGAUCUUGAGUUUGAAUUAACGACCGUAACCACUCCGAGACAAUAUAGGGGCCCAUAUGAUACCAAAGCUACUAUAUCAGAAUGUGAAAUGGUACUUUAUCCUGCUAUUGUUUUUAGGAUCUUCGAUAAGCCAAAUGGAGCUUUUCGUGAGGGUGUUGAUGAUUUAGUUACCUCAAUGAGCAAGGUUAAAAUAGAUGCCGGGCACGAAGGAGCUCAAUCGCCUGAACAGCUUGAGGUAUUGGUUGAUAAAUUUAUGCGGAACGCUAGAUUGCUUAACGACGUCAUGAGUGAUUAG
Hemisphaericaspora subhashii is the source of this 1044-nucleotide messenger RNA. Its product is annotated as mRNA triphosphatase. Gene Ontology annotation, cellular component: mRNA capping enzyme complex. Gene Ontology annotation, biological process: polynucleotide 5' dephosphorylation; 7-methylguanosine mRNA capping. Lineage: Eukaryota; Fungi; Ascomycota; Pichiomycetes; Serinales; Debaryomycetaceae. The transcript has a single exon. The record is from RefSeq and is a predicted model, not a curated record. Bases 1 to 1044 code for a protein of 347 amino acids. Gene Ontology annotation, molecular function: polynucleotide 5'-phosphatase activity.